CGCGGCGCCGGCGCGGAGCGGGUGUGGCGGCUCGGCCUGCGCGGCGGGCGCUGACUGCGAGCGAACUAUAUAGUGACAAUUGAAGGAAUUUUGAAAGAUGUCUAAAGUUUAGUGGCUGCCUCUGUCUUCUGUCUUCUCACCCUCGGGAAAAAUAAAUAAAUGGGAUGUUUCAGAAGAGAGCUAUAUAAAAAGAAGAAUGUUGCAAAUGGCUUCAGAAUCUACCAAUGGGAAACAAGUUAGGAGUCACGUGACGAAGGGGCGGCGCCAGCACCCGCACCAGCACCAGCAGCAGCCCGCGGCGAGGAGCAGGUCCUCUGUCAGCGAGGGUGAUGGCGACGACUCCUUCAUCUUCGAAGCCAAUGAAGCCUGGAAAGACUUUCACAGCUCCCUCCUCCGGUUCUACGAGAACGGGGAGCUCUGUGACGUCACACUAAAGGUUGGCUCGAAGCUCAUCUCCUGUCACAAGUUGGUGCUGGCUUGUGUGAUCCCCUACUUCAGAGCCAUGUUUCUCUCCGAAAUGGCUGAGGCCAAGCAGGCGCUGAUUGAGAUUCGAGACUUUGACGGAGAUGCCGUGGAAGACUUGGUGACGUUCGUCUACUCUUCACGGCUCACGUUGACAGUGGACAACGUGCAGCCUCUGCUGUACGCAGCUUGUAUUCUGCAGGUUGAACUGGUGGCCAGAGCCUGCUGCGAGUACAUGAAGUUGCAUUUCCACCCCUCCAACUGCCUGGCGGUGCGAGCCUUUGCGGAGAGUCACAACCGGAUAGACCUGAUGGACAUGGCGGACCAGUACGCCUGCGAGCACUUCACAGAGGUGGUGGAAUGCGAAGACUUCGUGAGCGUGUCCCCCCAGCACCUCCACAAGCUUCUGUCCUCCAGUGACCUCAACAUUGACAGCGAGAAGCAGGUCUAUAGCGCGGCCAUCAAGUGGCUUCUCGCCAAUCCCCAGCAUCAUCCUAAGUGGCUGGAUGAGACGCUUGCGCAGGUUCGUCUGCCGUUGCUGCCGGUUGAUUUUCUGAUGGGUGUUGUGGCAAAGGAGCAGAUUGUCAAGCAAAAUCUGAAAUGUAGAGAUCUGUUGGAUGAAGCAAGAAAUUACCACCUUCAUUUGAGCAGCAAACCAGUUCCUGACUUUGAGUACACAGUCCGGACUACGCCAAGGAAGCAUACGGCUGGUGUGCUGUUCUGUGUAGGUGGCCGAGGGGGAUCGGGUGACCCCUUUCGCAGUAUCGAGUGCUAUUCCAUCAACAAAAACAGUUGGUUCUUUGGACCAGAAAUGAAUAGCCGAAGGCGACACGUGGGUGUGAUCUCCGUGGAAGGUAAAGUGUACGCGGUGGGCGGACAUGACGGCAACGAGCACUUAGGCAGCAUGGAGAUGUUUGAUCCUCUCAAUAAAUGGAUGAUGAAGGCGUCGAUGAACACCAAGAGGCGGGGGAUUGCCUUGGCCUCUUUGGGGGGCCCGAUAUAUGCAAUCGGAGGGCUAGACGACAACACGUGCUUCAGCGACGUGGAGAGAUACGACAUCGAAUCCGACCAGUGGAGUACAGUGGCACCCAUGAACACUCCCCGCGGGGGCGUUGGCUCUGUGGCCUUAAUAAACCAUGUUUAUGCAGUGGGCGGUAAUGAUGGAGUGGCUUCCUUAUCCAGUGUGGAAAGGUACCAUCCACACCUGGACAAGUGGAUAGAAGUCAAGGAAAUGGGUCAGCGGAGAGCGGGCAAUGGCGUCAGCGAGCUUCACGGCUGUCUCUAUGUUGUUGGUGGCUUUGACGAUAAUUCCCCUUUGAGCUCAGUUGAGCGGUAUGACCCUCGGAGCAACAAGUGGGACUAUGUGGCUGCACUCACCACUCCCAGGGGUGGAGUAGGGAUCGCAACAGUGAUGGGCAAAAUCUUUGCAGUUGGUGGUCAUAAUGGCAACGCCUACCUAAACACCGUGGAAGCGUUUGAUCCGGUGCUGAAUAAGUGGGAGCUGGUUGGGCCUGUGUCUCACUGCAGAGCUGGCGCUGGUGUGGCCGUGUGUGACUGUUCAACUAGCCAGAUCCGAGAUGUAGGACACGGGUCCACUAAUGUGGUUGACUGUAUGUAACUUGAGUCCCGGCAAUGACAGUGCAAGCACAUCUGAUGGAUGGGAA
Messenger RNA from Acomys russatus (golden spiny mouse), 2126 nucleotides. RefSeq names its product kelch-like protein 8. Lineage: Eukaryota; Metazoa; Chordata; Mammalia; Rodentia; Muridae. Gene Ontology annotation, molecular function: protein binding. The record is from RefSeq and is a predicted model, not a curated record.